Molecule: messenger RNA, 1116 nt
Organism: Anopheles aquasalis
Lineage: Eukaryota; Metazoa; Arthropoda; Insecta; Diptera; Culicidae
Product: odorant receptor 9a-like
Biological process (GO): detection of chemical stimulus involved in sensory perception of smell; sensory perception of smell
Cellular component (GO): plasma membrane
Molecular function (GO): olfactory receptor activity; odorant binding
Source: RefSeq, a predicted model, not a curated record
AUGGUGCAUGUUGAUAACUUUCUGAGCUCAGAACUGUGGUUUCUUCGUUACUGCGGAGUGCUUCGCGAAAAUUCCAUGUUGUGGAAUAUCCGUAGAUUUUAUUGUUUUUUAGUUUUGAUAAGUUUCCUGAUUUUGCAAACAAUUUAUAUUUUCCAAAAUGUUGAUAACUUUCUGGCUAUUUGUGAUGUUAUUCCAACAAUGGUAGUAUGUAUGGUGGCAAUUUCCAAAUUCUACAUGUUUGUGUUCCAUUCGUCAACUAUAUUCGCUUUGAUUGAUUCAUUCAAAAAACUUCAAGUACAUUCAAAUUGUGACGGAAUAAAAAUAUUCCACGACAGCAGUCAAUUUCAUGCUAAGCUCACAAAAAUAUAUAUCACAUCGUCGCUGAUAGUUGGAUGGUUUUACAUAUUGAACGCUGUUGUUGCAACUGUUCGCCAAGCUGAUCAAAAUAUCCGUUUCGUUGCUCCCAUGGCUUUCCCUCAUAGCUAUCAACAUCCUGUAACUUUUUUCGUAACUUUUCUGGUGAACUGCGAUUCUAUUCACAUGAGUAUUUUCAUUAGUGCAAGUGUAGAUACGUGUUUUUCAGAAUUGGCUACACAUGUUGCGAUACAUUUCAACAUCCUGCAACACCGAUUUCAAGCAUUAGAUUUUUCAAAAGAGCGCAAUCGUGAAUUUAAAUCACUGAUGCAUUACCACAAAGAUGUACUUAAGUUGUGCCUGAGCAUGACCAACUUAUUUAGUUAUACUGUUUUCUUUCUAUUGUUACUUGACUCACUUCUACUGUGUGUAAUUGGAUAUCAAAUGGUUGUUUUUUUUAACACCCCUCGGAUGUUAAUGUUGUUAUCGUUUGGAUUUGUAAUGAUAUUACAGGCAGUUAUAUACACAUAUCAUGGAUCUAGAAUGUAUUACGAGAGUUUAAGGGUGGCCGAUGCUUUAUAUCAAAGUAAUUGGUAUGAUGGGAAAGUGGUCAGAAGAAAAGAGCUACUUUUUUGCAUGUUGCGUGCACAAAAACCCAUUAUAACAAGAGGAGGAUUCAUAACAGCAACAUUACCAACUCUAAAAAAGAUAUUAAGCUCAUCCGGCUCAUACAUAACAAUGUUGCUCUCAUUCGAUUCUUGA